Messenger RNA from Cheilinus undulatus (humphead wrasse), 1389 nucleotides. RefSeq names its product sialidase 4 (gene neu4). Gene Ontology annotation, biological process: oligosaccharide catabolic process; ganglioside catabolic process. Gene Ontology annotation, molecular function: exo-alpha-sialidase activity. Bases 70 to 1389 code for a protein of 439 amino acids. The transcript is spliced from 5 exons. Gene Ontology annotation, cellular component: membrane; lysosome; cytoplasm. Lineage: Eukaryota; Metazoa; Chordata; Actinopteri; Labriformes; Labridae. The record is from RefSeq and is a predicted model, not a curated record.
UAUGUCCUCACAAAGAAGCGGCAGAGUUCACGGAGAGCAUUCAUAGAAUUUAGUUUCACACCACUAAGCAUGAGGUCGCCCUAUUUCCCAGCGAGGACGGUGCUUUUCCGUAAGGAGCCAAAUGGGGUGACGUACAGAGUCCCAGCUCUGCUCUUCCUGUCCCACUCCAGCUCCUUCCUGGCCUUCUGUGAGGAGAGACUCAGCCCGUCUGACUCUCAGGCUCACCUGCUGGUCAUGAGGAAGGGAACCUUCUACAGGAACUAUGUGGAGUGGGAGGACAUGCGUGUUCUGGGAACUGCCUUCCUGCCAGGUCACCGCUCCAUGAACCCAUGUCCGGUGUACGAUGAGUUCACAGGUACCCUCUUCCUGUUCUUCAUCGCUGUUCUUGGACACACCUCUGAGUCCUACCAGCUGGUGACGGGGAAGAAUGUGACUCGCCUCUGCUUCAUUUGCAGCACUGACGACGGAGAAACCUGGAGCCCUGUCACCGACCUCACUCAGAGGGUGAUAGGAGACACAAUCAAAGAAUGGGCCACCUUUGCCCUCGGCCCAGGCCACGGCAUCCAGCUGAAAUCAGGUCGCCUGCUGAUCCCUGCCUAUGCCUACCACAUCGACUGCAAAGAGUGUUUCGGUCAAUUCUGCCAGACCACCUCCCACGCCUUCUGCUUUCACAGCGACACCCACGGGCGAACAUGGCGGUUUGGUGAGGCGGUUCCCGGUCCGGAGAGUGUGGAGUGUCAGAUGGUAUCAGUGGAUGAAGAGGACGGGACUAAUGUGCUGUACUGUAAUGCUCGCAGCCCUCUGGGUUACAGGGUGCAGGCGCUCAGUCUGGAUGAUGGAGCUGCCUUUCAGGAGGGGCAGCUGGUGCAGCGACUGGUGGAGCCUCGGAAUGGUUGCCAUGGUAGCAUAGUGGGGUUUCCUGCCCCUUUACAUCUCUAUUUCCUCACCCCCACCUGGGUAGUUUACUCCCACCCAACAUGGACAACAGCUCGGAAGGACCUGGGUGUUUUCCUCAGCCUGUUCCCCCGAGAUCCAGACAGUUGGCGUGGCCCCUGGGUGAUUUAUGAGGGCCCCAGUGCCUACUCUGACCUCGCCUACUUGGAAUUACCACCCUCACCUGGUGCACCGCCUGCUGUGGCCUUCGCCUGCCUGUUUGAGUGCGGCAACAUCACGGCGUACGAUGAAGUCUGCUUCAGCAUCUUUACCCUCUACGAGCUCAUUGAUAAUCUGCCCCAGAAUGUGCAGCUGAGACAACAAAACAACAUAUGUAAAAGACAGCAGAAUGCAAAACCUGGGACAAGCUGUUCAGAGGGGAAUGAUGGUCCAGUGUCCAAUCAGGAGAGGAAGAGGAGAAAGAACAAGUUUACAAAGAUGUGCUCUGUGUCCUAA